AUGGCCUCAACUACCAAACAGGCCGCCCGUGCCGCUCUUCCUUUGACCGAUCGCGAGUCUUUUGCUGCUCAUUUAAAGAAAUGUCGGCGUAUCGUCGCUUUGGUGGGUGCUGGUCUCUCUGCAGCCUCGGGUCUACCAACUUUCCGCGGCGCUGGAGGACUCUGGCGUACCCACGAUGCAACCGAUCUAGCGACCCCAGAAGCAUUUGACGAAAACCCGGACCUAGUUUGGCAGUUCUACAGCUUUCGUCGACACAUGGCGUUGAAAGCAGCCCCGAAUAAGGGACACUAUGCGUUGGCGGAGUUGUCGCGAAAGAAUAGAGACUUUAUUACCCUUUCUCAGAAUGUCGACGGUCUAUCGCAACGAGCACAACACCCUCCUGGACAGUUACAUCUACUCCACGGCUCACUUUUCGAUAUCAAAUGCACUGAUUUCUACUGCAAAUACACCCGGGAGGAUUUUACUGACCCUAUUGUUCCCGCUUUGGCCAUUCCCAAGAAGUCAUCGCUCAAGAAUAAUGAAAAGAAAGAAGAAAAUGUGGUGGCACAGCAAACGGAUAAACCGUAUGGCGAUCAAGAGAAGGAGGCUGAAGAGGACCAGAAGGUGGGCGAUGAGAAGAAAAAGUGCAAGGAAGAGAACAAAGAUGAGUCCGAUGAAGAGAUCGACAUCUCCGACAUCAGCAAUCAUAUCCCCAAUAUCUCGAAUGAAGAGCUGCCCCAAUGCCCGGAAUGCAAGGGUCUUCUCCGACCCGGAGUGGUCUGGUUUGGAGAGCCCCUGCCCACCACUACAUUGGAAACAGUUGAGAACUGGAUGGACUCUGAGCCUAUUGAUCUGAUGCUCGUCAUCGGCACGAGCGCUCAGGUCUCCCAGCUGCGGGCUACGUUGAUGAAGCCCGUGACCAGGGAGCACGAGUAG
Messenger RNA from Penicillium cosmopolitanum, 915 nucleotides. RefSeq lists its product as uncharacterized. Gene Ontology annotation, molecular function: NAD+ binding. The transcript has 2 exons. The coding region runs from base 1 to 915 and encodes 304 amino acids. Lineage: Eukaryota; Fungi; Ascomycota; Eurotiomycetes; Eurotiales; Aspergillaceae. The record is from RefSeq and is a predicted model, not a curated record.